Vollenhovia emeryi is the source of this 2897-nucleotide messenger RNA. It is a transcript of the gene qvr, whose product is annotated as protein quiver. The transcript is spliced from 5 exons. Lineage: Eukaryota; Metazoa; Arthropoda; Insecta; Hymenoptera; Formicidae. Gene Ontology annotation, biological process: regulation of synaptic transmission, cholinergic; sleep; positive regulation of voltage-gated potassium channel activity. The record is from RefSeq and is a predicted model, not a curated record. The coding region runs from base 487 to 963 and encodes 158 amino acids.
CCUGAAAGCGCUUGUACGCUGCAUUUACAGCGUAAUCGCGGCCGCAUAGUCGCAUCGUGGCAUUUCGCGAACUGCAUCCUGCUGCAUACCCUCGUACCCUCGUUACGCGCGUUUCACCCUCGCUAUGCAUCGGUGAUGUAGACUCGUCGAUAGACGUGCUGGGGUGUCUCAGCUUGAGGAAGGUGUAGUCGCAGACUGCCGGAUCUCGUUUAGAGGGUCGGCAAUCGAAUCUGAGAUCACGACACACGAGGGAUGACAAUAACCAAUAAAGAGAGAUAGAUUUUGUGUUCCAGACAACGUUUAAAAACAGGUCACCCGUGUUGUCGCGAGAGAAUCAACCCUUCCAGGCUUCGUAGUGCAGUAAAAGGACGGCUUGAAAUAUACAGCUGAAUCAGCUCGCGCUAAUCGGGCGCUGCUCGAUGUUUGAGAAAGUCUCGACAUGACGCGAAGCUAAACAAAGUGUAAGGAGAUCCUGCCGCUGUCAGCAUGUGGACGAAUCACUUGAUAGUGGCGGCAAUUGUACUCGCGGUUGCCAACGUCUGUCAUGCGGAGUGCCAGACUCGUCAAAUUUAUUGCUACGAAUGCGAUUCAUGGACGGAUCUCAGAUGCAAGGAUCCUUUCAACUAUACGGCACUACCCAGGGACCAGCCACCGCUGAUGACGUGUAACGGAUGCUGCGUAAAAAUGGUCCGCAAUGCAAAAUCACCGUACGAGAGCGUGAGGAGAACCUGCACUGCGCAACUACAAAUAAACUUAUUCAUGGUGGACCACGUGUGCAUGAUGGAAAGUACCGGCACUGGUCACAUGUGCUUCUGUGAGGAGGAUAUGUGCAAUCGUGUACCCCCGACCUCGCGCUCGAAUCCCGUACUCCUGCUGAUCCUGUCGACCAUCCUUAUUCUACGUUCAGCCGUCUUAGGGGCCUCCGCUUGCUUUGUAGAACGUUGCAAUAUUCACAUCGUAUAACACCAAUUAAUUCGAUCCACCCAUCGCAGUGGUGUCCAAUCAUAUCCUUCGUAGAAAUUCUAGCGAGUCGACACGACCAUUCGUCGGAACGAACGAUAGAACUGACUUCGAUUCUGAAGGCUAGCGCCUUUGAGAUAUAAAAGAAAGAAAGCAAAAGCGCAUAUAUAUAUAUAUAGAACGGUGGACGAUUGACGUGCAUCAUUAUCAUUAAUUUCGUGCCUCUUUAAAACGCGUGUGAUCCGAUUAAAUCGCAUAGAAAUUUAAUACAUUACAUUUGUAUAAUAUAAAAAUGUUAUCAAAGUUGCAUAUCAUACGAUAGAUGCUACAUGCAUAAUAGAAAAUGAGAAAGUUCGGUACGUGUUAGAUGCUGAAAAAGAAUAUAUAUGAAAGUAGAUGUCUGCAAGUAAAAAAUAUAUUUAUGUAUUCUUAUAAGACAUUUGUAUUAUUCGUUAUAAUGUAGUUUGAAUUAAUUUUAUUCACCGACUUAGUUUUUCUCAGGGAGAUAGGCCCUUCAGGGUAAAUGCAAGCAAUAUAAGACAUCUAGGUCGCACACAAAAUUAUGCUUUUAAAUGAAAGCUGAAUAAAACCAAAAUGGAGCUAUUAAAUAGCACGAUAAUAAAUUUUAUUAUAAACUUAUCUUGAGAAAUUAGCAGUAAGAUUAGAUAAUUAUUAUUAAAGUAAAACUAAUUUAGAAAAUGAAAUCUUCUCGUUUUCUAUAGCAAGAUUUGUCGAAAUUAUGUGCGUCGUUCGUUCCGAUUACUGGCCUUAGACAGCAUCGAUAGUACCUAGGCGUUUCUCGUGUAGAAAUCAUCCCAACUAUCUAAUCGAUUUCGUUGAUGAUCUCGGCACGAGUCCGAGUUCUUUAUUAUUAUAGUUGCUCUCUGAGCAAGCACGACUAGCAUCAUUGCAAUACAUUCGUAACAUAAACUCUGAGGAAGGAAUUUUAUUGGAAAAAACAGACGAUUAAAAUACAAAAUAAAGUAUCGAAAUUUAAAUUAUCUGUUUAAGUAAUAAAUUUGAGCGAUAGACGCCACGUUUGUACCAAAAUGUGAUAUAAUACAAUAAUUCUAUUAAGGAAUUCAAUUAUUUUUGUAACACUUGUUUACUUAAAUUAUAUUAUUCUUAUUAAAUCAUAUUUAAGUAAUAUUUCUUGCUUAAAUUUACCAUUGUUGAUACUUCACAUAAUUGGCAAUUACAUGGUUCAUUGUAAGCUUUUAUUGCUCAUUUUUUAAUACUCUUAAAAUUGGAAAAAAUACGUUUCAGUUUUAAAUUGAUAAGUAGAACAUAAAUUAAAUUUCUUCUUCGGCGUUACCGCGCUGCAUGUACUCGACUGUCGUCUAGGAACAUCGAUGAUGGUUUUACCAUUUACCCUAAUAUUACGAAAAGAAAAGAAACAAAAUGUGGAUACUCUAGCUCUCGAAUUUUUCUCACAACAAUGCACCUCACUUAUGACGUUUCUCUUAUUCUAAUGCGACAAUGUUCGACGCGACUGGUCGAGUUUCGUUCAAUGCGAAAACUUAUAAAGAAGCACAAUAAAAUUGCACGAGUUAUGGACGCCGAUUGUGCACGACAUAUUAUGUAAAAAACAUUAACGUAUAUAAGAAUUUCAAGCAUUUUUUAAAGUUUAGAUAAACAAUUGAGUAAGUAAAAUAGCACAACUCUUUUCACAUAAUUUCUGAAAUGUAUAAUCUUGAAAUUUGAGUAAUUCAAUGAGCCAUUAUAUAUUUAUAACAGAAAUGUUAAACAGAAAUUCUUUCGAAUCGAAUUUGUUCUUUAUGUCUUUUGCGCGUACUUUCGUAAAAUAUAAUUUGCAUAUUAAUACUAACACAAUUAUGUAUGCAGUAAACAGUAACAUGCUAUACAAUAGCUUUUAAAAUAUAAACGCAUACAAAAUAAUAUUGAUGUAUUGUGAUGCAAUCACAAUAUAAAAUAAU